Leguminivora glycinivorella is the source of this 1300-nucleotide messenger RNA. RefSeq lists its product as uncharacterized. Lineage: Eukaryota; Metazoa; Arthropoda; Insecta; Lepidoptera; Tortricidae. Bases 109 to 999 code for a protein of 296 amino acids. The transcript is spliced from 2 exons. The record is from RefSeq and is a predicted model, not a curated record.
CAACAUUUUGUAAAGUGUUAAUUAAAUUGAUUGACAAACUUAUUCAAUCGUUUAUUUUAUAGUGUGUGUAACCUCAUAGUUACUACAGUGGUGAAAUCCGACGUGAACAUGGGACCGAAACUGGACGAAUCAAGUGGAAGUGUGCCUUCUAACGAGGCAAGUGCACAAACGCCUGCAUCUGAAGGAAGCUUGGCGAGGGAUACCGGCGAUGUAUUCAGGGUGGGCAUUAAGGUGCCGCCAUUUUGGCCGGAGGAACCGGACAUUUGGUUCGCCCAAAUAGAGGGCCAAUUCGACUUGCAGAAAAUAACAAGUGACUCGACGAAAUUCAAUUAUGUUAUAAGCCACUUAGAUAACCAACAUUCGCGAGCUGUGAAAGAUAUUAUCGUCAAGCCACCUCCAGAGCGAAAAUAUGAAAAGCUGAAAACAGAAUUAAUACGGAGGUUAAGUGACUCGAAGGAAAAGAGGAUCAAACAGCUAAUGAUGCACGAGGAGCUUGGAGAGAGGAAGCCGUCCGAGUUCCUGCGACACCUGCAGGGGCUGGCUGGCGUCAGCGUGGACGACGACUUCAUGAAGAACUUGUGGAUUGGCCGCCUGCCGCACGGGAUCCAGACGGUGCUCGCCGGGCAGCCCAACACUUCGACGUUGGAGGACCUCGCAGACCUGGCCGACCGGGUCAACGACCUGGCCACCGCCGCGCCGAGGGUCGCCGCCGUCAGCAACCCAGUCCCCGGUUCGGCGUUAAGUGAUCUCGCCCGGGAGGUCGCGGAGCUUCGGCGAGAGCUGCGCGAGAUGAAGAUGGGGCACACGAGAGCCCCCAGGUCCCGCGCGUCAUCAUCAUCGCGACGCGACCGCAGCGGCUCUGCCUCUAGACGUCGUUCCCAGUCCAACUACAGGAAGUAUCCAGUGUGCUGGUACCAUAGCAAAUUCGGAGACCAGUCGACCAAGUGCAACCGGCCGUGUGACUACGCCGCGGCGGAAAACGGGAAGGGCGGUCUGUAAAUGCGGCCGACGAUUGCCCUCCACCAUCAAGAGGCCGCCUGUUCGUGACUGACCGAUCUUCGAAGGCGCAGUUCUUGGUCGACACAGGUAGCGACCUCUGCGUCUACCCAAGAGCGUCAACGUUCGGCGCCGCAAACAGAGCAAUGGCGGCGAGCGGCGCUCGCGCCGGGAACGCCUCUCCCGCUCUCCCGCACAACCAGUCCUGGCUCGCCCGCCAUUACGAUACCACGCGAUCACGCAGCUCGAUGCGCAUGUUAAGUACCUACUUGAUGUAACGACUCGGUGCCCUAAAUAUUAUAAU